Molecule: messenger RNA, 1659 nt
Organism: Penicillium roqueforti
Lineage: Eukaryota; Fungi; Ascomycota; Eurotiomycetes; Eurotiales; Aspergillaceae
Product: carotenoid oxygenase family protein
Exons: 2
Coding region: 1-1659 (552 amino acids)
Biological process (GO): carotene catabolic process
Molecular function (GO): carotenoid dioxygenase activity
Source: RefSeq, a predicted model, not a curated record
AUGGAGAAUGAUAGGACAGAAGAUUAUUAUAAUAACUGGCCCAAUGACAAGGGUUUCGAUCCUGAAUACGAACAGCGCAAACCCGUCGAGCUCUCUGUGAUAGGACAUAUUCCUGCCUACGCUGCUGGAGUUCUGUACCGCACAGGUCCAGGAAAAAGCCAUGUCGAAGCCGAGAAUGGAGAAACACUGCGUCUCUCCCACUGGUUCGAUGGAUUCGGUCAAAACCAUCGUUUCCAGAUCUUUGCUCCAGAUGACUCCUGUACUUCACCUCGGGUUUUCUACAACUCUCGCUUCUCAACCGAUGACCAGAUCGAACUAGCAAGGAAGACGGGAUCUCUGCGCACGAUCAGUUUCGGACAGAAACGCGAUCCCUGCAAGAGCGUCUUGGGCAAAGUCCAGACUGAAUAUGUCGCGCAACCCACUCCGUCGAGUAAGAACAUAUCUGUCACCCUUUCGAUCAAUGUUCCAGGCCUUGAUCCCAAGCCCGAUGAGUCGAAGUCAGCUUCUCGGUGGAGUGAUUCCCGAGCAAUCCGAACCCUCUAUGCGAAGACCGACUACAACGCCUUUCAAAAGCUCGAUCCAGAAACCCUGGAGCCCAUCGGCCUGGCCUCGCAGACAAGUUUACACCCUGAGCUUUCGGGGCACCUCGCUGCAUCUCAUGCCCGAUCCGACCCUAUCACGGGAGACAUGUUCAAUUAUAAUCUCACGCUGGGACCAACCUGUACAUACCGUGUUUUCGGGGUCUCGGCUUCGACUGGGGAAACCACAAUCCUAGCAACCUUCCCCGCAACACCUGUUUAUAUUCACUCAUUCCUCAUCACGGAGGACCACAUUUUGCUAUGUUUGUGGAACUCGCACAUAAAGCCACGGGAGUUUGACUCCUCGUUCAUAGAUGCGAUCUCGCCAACAGACCCAAGUCAGCCGGCAGUGUGGCAUGUCAUUGACCGUAAGCAUGGCAAGGGAUUGAUCGCGACAUACGAAAGCCCUGCGUUCUUUUGCUUCCACACGGUCAACGCAUGGCUCGAACCCUCGAAGGAGAAUCCGGCGGAGUUGGAUAUUGUUGCAGAUGUCGUGAGAGCCGACAGUUCUGAAUGUUUGCAAUCUCUCUAUUAUGAGAAUUUGAUCUCUUCAUUGGAUACAGCCAAGGCCUUCCAAAAGAAGAAAGACGAUUCUUUCCGUUCAUCAUUUACUCGGUUCCGACUGCCUGCGGUGCCUUCCGCCCCAUGCACCGAGCCCAAGAAAGCAAUAGUCGAGUGGUCUGUUUGCAAAUCGUUGUCGCCUGAGCUGCCAACUCUGAAUCCGAAAAUUGUCACCCAGAAACACCGAUAUGUCUACGCUGUGACCUUCCGCGGAGAGGCAACUCUGACAGAUGGUAUCAUGAAGCUCGAUUGUGAUACCCAGCAAGUGCAGCUCUGGGCAUGCCACGGCCAAUCGCCUGGCGAGCCCAUUUUCGUCGCUAACCCCGAAGGCACUAGUGAGGAUGAUGGCGUACUUCUUAGUGUGGUUCUCGACGGGAUGCGUAGCAAGAGUUAUCUGCUCUGCCUCGAUGCUCGUAAUUUGUCGGAGCUUGGUCGAGCAAAUGUCGACGGGGCCGUUGGGUUCGGAUUCCAUGGACAGCAUGUUCCGACUGUGGGUGGAAUGCCUACAGGUGACUACUAA